Leptonychotes weddellii (Weddell seal) is the source of this 4885-nucleotide messenger RNA. Lineage: Eukaryota; Metazoa; Chordata; Mammalia; Carnivora; Phocidae. The record is from RefSeq and is a predicted model, not a curated record.
GGGUCAGUCUCCGCUGGGCGCUCCGGGGAUCAGCUGGCGGGCGGGCGGGCGCCGAACGCGGCCCCGGCUCUCGCUGCAGCGCCGCCUCUUCUCCGCGUCUUAGGCCGGCCCGGCGGCCGUGACAAUGUUGCAGGGCUGGUAGCUGGGCGCCAGCCACCGAGCUGUCUCAAGUUUAAACUUACACGAAUCGCUCUCUUGAGGAGGAGGGGACCGCGGCGCGAUUGACACGCAUAUUCCUAUAGGCAUCCUCCUUCAGCCCCCACCCCCACGGCCGGAUUCGGGUGGCUCCUCUCCGAGCUGAAAUCCGAGAAGAAAUCCUUGGAUCUCUUGUUUUCUUUUUAAAAAAAAAAAAAAAAUCCAGAAACCGUCGGUAUUUUGCUUUACUGCUUCCUAUUCGCAAGAUGAAGAAGUUUUUCGACUCCCGGCGAGAGCAGGGCGGCUCUGGCCUGGGCUCCGGCUCCAGCGGAGGUGGGGGCAGCACCUCGGGCCUGGGCAGUGGCUACAUCGGAAGGGUCUUUGGCAUUGGGCGACAGCAGGUCACUGUGGACGAGGUGUUGGCGGAAGGUGGAUUUGCUAUCGUGUUUCUGGUGAGGACAAGCAAUGGAAUGAAAUGUGCCUUGAAACGCAUGUUUGUCAACAAUGAGCAUGAUCUCCAGGUGUGCAAGAGAGAAAUCCAGAUAAUGAGAGACCUUUCGGGGCACAAGAACAUUGUCGGUUACAUUGACUCCAGUAUCAACAAUGUGAGCAGUGGUGAUGUAUGGGAAGUGCUCAUUCUGAUGGACUUCUGUAGGGGAGGCCAGGUGGUCAACCUGAUGAACCAGCGCCUGCAAACAGGUUUUACGGAGAAUGAAGUGCUUCAGAUAUUUUGUGAUACCUGCGAAGCUGUUGCCCGCCUGCAUCAGUGCAAAACUCCUAUUAUCCACCGUGACCUGAAGGUUGAAAAUAUCCUCUUGCAUGACCGAGGCCACUACGUCCUGUGUGACUUUGGAAGCGCCACCAACAAAUUUCAGAAUCCACAAACUGAGGGAGUCAAUGCAGUAGAAGAUGAGAUUAAGAAAUACACAACGCUGUCCUAUCGAGCACCAGAAAUGGUCAACCUGUACAGUGGCAAAAUCAUCACUACGAAGGCAGACAUUUGGGCUCUUGGAUGUUUGUUGUAUAAAUUAUGCUACUUCACCUUGCCAUUUGGAGAGAGUCAGGUGGCAAUUUGUGAUGGAAACUUCACAAUUCCUGAUAACUCUCGAUAUUCCCAAGACAUGCACUGCCUAAUUAGGUAUAUGUUGGAACCAGACCCUGAUAAAAGGCCGGAUAUUUACCAGGUGUCCUACUUCUCAUUUAAACUACUCAAGAAAGAAUGCCCAAUUCCUAAUGUACAGAACUCUCCCAUUCCUGCAAAGCUUCCUGAGCCAGUGAAAGCCAGUGAGGCAGCUGCAAAAAAGACCCAGCCAAAGGCCAGACUGACAGAUCCCAUUCCCACAACAGAGACUUCAAUUGCACCCCGUCAGAGGCCUAAGGCUGGGCAGACUCAGCCAAACCCAGGAAUCCUUCCUAUCCAGCCAGCCCUGACACCUCGGAAGAGAGCCACGGUUCAGCCCCCACCCCAGGCUGCAGGAUCCAGCAAUCAGCCUGGUCUUUUAGCCAGUGUUCCCCAGCCAAAAACCCAGCCCCAACCCAGCCAGCCUCUACCCCAGUCUCAGCCCAAGCAGCCCCAGGCUCCACCCACCCCACAGCAGACGCCGCCCACCGCCGUCCAGGCUCUGCCCACUGCAGCCCAGGCCACGCCCCAGCACCAGCCGCAACUCUUCCUCCAGCAGCCGCCGCCGCCGCCGCCGCCGCAGCAACCGCCUCAGCAGCAGCCGCCACCUGCCCAGCAGCCCGCGGGCACGUUUUACCAGCAGCAGCAGCAGCAGGCCCAGGCCCAGCAGUUUCAGGCAGCACACCCAGCCGCCCAGCAGCCGGCCCUCGCCCAGUUCCCGGUGGUGUCGCAAGGCAGCUCCCAGCCGCCGCUGACACAGAACUUCUACCAGCAGCAGCCGCCGCAGCUGGCCGCGAGCGUGCACCAACAACAGCUGCUGACUCAGCAGGCCGCCUUGCAGCAGAAGACCGCCGCGGCGGCGGCCGGACAGCAGCCCCAGCCCCUCCAACCAACUCCAGCUGAAAAAAGGAAGGGUGGGCAGACUGUGGAUUCUAGCCUCCCACUUCUAAGUGUAUCUGAUCCUUUCAUUCCUCUUCAAGUACCUGAUGCACCAGAAAAACUAAUUGAGGGACUCAAAUCUCCUGACACUUCUCUCCUGCUCCCUGACCUCUUGCCUAUGACAGACCCUUUUGGUAGCACGUCCGAUGCUAUAAUUGAAAAAGCCGAUGUUGCCGUUGAGAGUCUCAUACCAGGACUGGAGCCCCCAGUGCCCCAGCGCCUUCCAUCUCAGACGGAAUCUGUGACCUCGAACCGCACAGAUUCUCUCACCGGGGAAGAUUCCCUGAUUGAUUGCUCCCUGCUUUCUAACCCUACUACUGACCUUCUGGAAGAGUUUGCCCCCAUAGCGAUCUCUGCUCCAGCCCAUAAAGCUGCAGAAGAUAGUAAUCUCAUCUCAGGUUUUGAUGUCCCUGAGGGCUCGGACAAGGUGGCAGAAGAUGAAUUUGACCCUAUUCCUGUAUUGAUAACCAAAAACCCACAAGGUGGGCACUCUAGAAACAGCAGUGGGAGCUCUGAGUCCAGUCUUCCCAACCUAGCCAGGUCUUUACUGCUGGUGGAUCAGCUCAUAGACCUGUAGCCGUGACCCAGUAGCAGAUGCAGUUCUGUAACCUUCACACCGUAAUAUACGUUUUCAUUACGGAGUUAUAAGAGAAAUGAUUUUUUUAAAAAUCUGCUAAUAAGGGGCCCUCUAGCCCUUAUCUCCUAUCCCUUGCCUUCUCCUGUAGAAAAUGAUAAGGAAAGAAAAUCACUUUGGCCCUCCAGAUAUUCCUUGGCCAGUUCCUCCCUGUUAGUUUGCUGUGUUUUCUCAUUACCCUUCUUCAAUAGCAUUAUCUUAAAUUAAGCGCUAGAUGCCAUGAGCUUCACCUCUGCUGGAAUCAACUCCACCCAAAGCUUAACUGUAACUGAAACUAGUGAAUUGACACCUUUGUCUCAUUCUUGCUAGGAAUGGCCUCCCAAACCAAUCCUCCCAGCCCCAGUCUCCUUUGGCCAGAUGCUGAUGAAUGUGUUUCUCUGUUUUUGCUUUUUAUGCUGCUGCAUUAUCAUGAGGACAUGGCUUCUUCAGUUGGUUUUAACUCUAGGCUGUAGCCUAGAGAUGGGUGUGUGACUUAAGAGAGGGUAAAACUGACUGACGGAUGGGAUAUGUUUGAAAAGAGAAAUUGAGCCCAGCUCUAGCCAACCAGCUUUGACCUUGUUUGAUUCAUAGAUUUAGCCAAGGGAUUUUACACCCCAUGCAACCUGCCCAGCAUUCAUCCAGCAUUCUGGCUCCCAUUGAACUGUGCUUUCUCAGAUCUGGAGACGUGACUGCAAGUACUUGAGAUCCUUGGAUAAAAUGUGUACAUUAUAUAAAACCCAAGUAUUGCCAUUCCUUUUCGUGUUAACUGUCCCGAGCCGGGAUCUCAGAAUUAGACCAAAACAAGACAAUGGUGGUAAUAUGAUACCUUUUAUUAGAAGACUUUUCACUGGGGGGUGGAUGGGGGAGGGGAAGGAAUUGUAGCAGAAACAGAUGUAUUUUUCUUGUGAUUUUUAUUUUGAAUCAAAUAUUGUAAAUUGUGUAUAAAUGAAGACGCUGAAUAGUUCUGUUUCCACUUGGCGUUUCAAGUCUGAUAUCAGGUGUCUGUACAGGGUUUUGAUCUCUUUCCCUUGUAUUAACUACACAGCAAUCCUACAGUGUAACAUAUGGAAUCAUUUUGAGUAGACUUGUGUGUUGCUAUACGCUUUCAGCAGGUCCUCUGUCUUUGUAGAAUAAGCAUGUUGUUUAUUUUCAGAUAAUCAGAAAUAAGUGUGCUGACAAGCUAGGCACAAUUUGAUUCUGGCUACUUACCUUUCUUUCUCUAUGAUGUUUGAAUCGAAGGAUGCAGCCAAUGAAAUAUGCUCAGUUGGUUUUCCUUGGCUUCCUAGAUUAAAAAAACAAAACAAAGUGUAGUUCCUCACUAACCUUAGAAUAUUGUUCAUAAAAUAAAUAAAGGACCCUGCACUGAUAUGACAACAUGCCUCAUGGUCACCCUCUGUAUAUGUCCUUACUCAUUGAAGUGUAUUUUUUUUCCCUUACAUAGAAAGCAAUUUUAUAAAAUUGCUCUUUUGAAAAGCGGUGGGCACAGAGAAACCCAUUAUGGUUCUCUUCCUUGAGUGCCAUUUUCCAUGAUCAGAAGGGGAAACUCUUAGUUGAUCAGAUUUGUACAAAUAAAAUUCCAAGCUCAUUUGCUUGUUUCUCUGUCUAGUACUUUUGUUUCUUCUUCCUCACGUUUGCACUUUAAGGGGAAAAAAAAAGAAAGUUGAGCAGCAACAACAGCCUGCAAAACACUGCACUUUGGAGGUCAAGCUUUGACCCCAGAAAUGUGAGAGCAGCCUUUGAAAGGCAGCGAAGGAAAAGUCUGAAUCUUUCAGUCUUCCUUCUGACUUUAAAUACUUCCUGUGGCAGCUGAAACUAGCUGAGCUAAGUAAAGCCCUCUAUUAGGAUAAUGGAUCAUUUCCAAGAUUGAGGGAGGCACAACCUUCCUGCUGAAGAUAAAAAAAGGUGUCCUUGAAGAGCUCUCCAUGAUUGGAUAGCAGUGAAAAUGGGACUCGGUUUGCCCCUUUAUGGACAGGAAUAUUACUGAAGAUCAAAACUGUAUUCUUUUUCCUGGACAUAGAAAGAAUGUAUAAACUAAUGAAGGAAAUGUUUAUUUUUAAAUAAGAACAAUGUUUUAUGCC